UGAAGCUGUGACGCUCAACAGAAACGCCAGAGCUGCACAGUAUGACCGAGAGGACGUGUGUCAAGGUGCGUGGAUGAUACCUGAGGAUUCCUCUGCAGGUCGGACCCCAACGUCUUCUAAAGGUCGGUGAUGAUGUGGCAGAUCUGAAUAAACAGAGCGCCAUGUCGGAGCCUCCGGAUCCCAGCCAGGAGAUAGUGGAGUGGCUGUCCACCCUCCGUCUAUCCCAGUAUAUCCCCUGCUUCCAGGAGGCAGGAUACCAGUUUCUGGAAGACUGCGAGGACCUCACAGACGAGGACCUCCUGGAGCUUGACGUCCUUCCAACGGGACAUCGCAGGCGCAUCCUCCGCAGUUUGGAAGCGCUAGGGGUGAACGCUCCUAGUGGUGGAUGGGAUGAAGAAGAUGAAGACGAGGAAGAGGAGGAAGGUGCACAGAAUGGGAGGCGCAGGAGGAAGCCAGUGCCACAUCCCAGACACAUCUUCUUAAAGGACAAGAAGAGGGGGCAUUCGUGUCAGCACAAUCCGCCAAAGGACAAGUGUCAGUAUGAGACUGAGGGGAGUCAGACUCUACCUCCAGGAGCAGGACUGGGAAUAGAACCUGGGGACAGGAACCUCCCUGUACCUCAACCUGCCCCACGCGAUCCCCACAACAUCAAAACAUCCAAAUCUGCACCUGCCCUCAUCCCUCCUUCAGUGUCCUCCUCCUCCUCCUCCAGCAGCAGCAGCAGCGAGUCUCUCUGCAUUUCAGGAAUGCCCUCAGACUGGGAGGUUCAACCCGAGGACCCUCCUGAUGAAAACCCCCGCCCAGCGACGACUGAACACCAGGCGGGGUUUCAGGGGGAAAUGGUGGAGAACUCCAUCUAUGAGGCGCAGCCCAGUUUUAAGAAUCGUGCGGGUCCGCGGCCGACUCGCUCCUACAGGCUGAGGCACCGGCCCGUUCCCAAGAUCCCGAUUCAGAGCAUCCUGCCAUUUCACGACAAGAGCACCGCACCGGCGCAAACCACCGGCCCCGAACACGUCACCGGCUCCGAAGGUCCCCCCGGUGCAAACGGCACACAGAGAGCUUCCAUUCCAAAGUCCUCGACGCCCAUCGCUCCCUACGGAGAGACGUUCCUGUACAACAACCCUGAUAGCGCUGAGGGCCAAGCCGCUAAGGAAGGGCUGCAGCAGGGCUUUAAGGAGAAGAUGAAGCAGAGGAAGCUGAGAAAAAAGCCACCUAGGCAGAAGGAGUCAAAAGAAAACGACUCUGCACCGGCAGCCAAAGAACCGGACCCCUUCAAAGACGAGUAUUCAACAGUGGACGAGUGUGCCGGCAUUUUGCCCCGAGCCUCUUCGGACAAAUGUUUCGCCCUGAACCCCGAUGGCCCUGCUCCUGGUCCGCCUGCCACUGGCCCCAACGACGGCUCCAUGAUCAUGGUGGAGUGUGACCUCUACCAGGAGUCUGCGGAGGCUCUGGGGGGCGUCACCAGGAAUGCCUUGCCCGACAUCUCCCCCUACGCCUGCUUCUACGGAGCGCCCAAACGCCAGGUGCUCAAAGUGGGCUGGCUGGACAAGCUGUCGCCUCAAGGAAAAUGUGUUUUUCAAAGGAGGUGGAUGCGGUUCGACGGCGAGAGUCUGGCCUACUACAACAACGACAAGGAGAUGUACUCCAAAGGGAUGAUCCUGGCCAGUGCCAUCAGACAGAUCCGAGGACUGGGCGACAACAAGUUUGAGGUCGUCACCGCCCUUCGGACCUUCACGUUCAGGGCGGAGAGAGAAGGGGAGCGCCAGGAGUGGAUGGAAACUCUUCAGUCGGCCACGCAACCCCCCGCCUCCGGCUCCCAUAGGCCCCCCGACAGCCUCCUCCACCCCUCCUCCACAAACAAGCGAGGCCUGCUGGAGCUCCGCGGUUACAAAGGCAGAGUGCUGGUGUCCCUGGCGGGGAGUAAAGUCAGGCUCUGCAAAACAGAACAGGACUACAGAGCGGGACUGGCGAUCGCUCAGGUGGAACUCACGGCUGCCAAUAUCCGAGACGUGGACCGCAGAGGCUUUGAACUCAACACGCCCUUCAAGAACUUCUGCUUCACGGCCGAGUCAGAGUGGGAGAAGGAGGAGUGGAUUGAAGCGGUCCAGGAAUCGAUCGCCGAGACGCUCUCCGACUAUGAAGUGGCCGAGAAGAUUUGGUUCGACGAGGCCAACAGGAGCUGCGCCGACUGCCGCGCCCCCCGGCCCGAGUGGGCGUCGGUCAAUCUGGGCGUGGUCAUCUGUAAGAAAUGUGCAGGACAGCACCGCUCCCUCGGCCCCAGCAUCUCCAAGGUGCGGAGUUUGAAGUUGGACAGCAGCAUCUGGAGCAACGAGCUCGUGGAGCUCUUCCUGGCGGUGGGGAACAAGAAUGCCAACAGUUUCUGGGCCGCUAAUCUUCCCAUGGAGGAGGAGCUGUACGGCGGCGCCUCGGCGGAGCAGCGGGCCUCGUUCGUCCGCAGGAAGUACAGGGAGAGGAAGUACCGCAGGGUCCUGGAGGGCUUUCAGGACCUGGAGCAGCUCAACCAGGCGCUGUGUGCGGCUGUGGUGUCGCCCGACGUGCUGCAGACGAUGGCGCUGGUCUUCAGCGGGGCGGAUGUCAUGUGCGCCACCGGAGACCCGACCUACUCCACCCCCUAUCUCCUGGCUCAGCGUACCGGACAGAAGCUGCAGAUGGAGUUCCUGCACCAGAACAAACUGUCUGAUUUCCCCAGACUCGAGCAGUGGUCGGAGGAUCCAUCGCUGUCGGACGUCUCCCUCUUCAUGGAUGGCUUCCUCUACAUCUCCUCUGGCCCCGCCAAGUCCACGCUGGACCGCCGCAGACGAGACGACAUGGCUCGUCGCUGGUGCACCUUGGAGGGCGGCUUCCUGAGCUACUACGAGAGCGAGCGGAGCGCGUCGGCCAUCGGCCGGGUGGACGUCACCACAGUGGUCAGCCUGGCUGUCAGCAGCACCGAGACCAUGACUGGAGCUGGGGCCGUGUUUACCAUGGAGCUGUACCUGCAGACGGAGAGGGUCCUGACUGUCGGCGCCGAGACCCAGGAGACGCAGCACGACUGGACCCAGGCGCUUACAAAGUGCUUUGUCCCGUCUAAAGUGGAGGGCCUGGUGCAGAGGGACAGCGAGCUGAUCGGCAGGCUCUACUACAAGGAGGGCCACGACCUGUACUACUGGAGGAAGGGCUGGUUCAUGCUGGAGGGAUCGGACCUGCACUUCAGCUCGGGCGACGAGGAGGACGAGGAGGAGGUGCUUCAUCUCAAACGGCUGCAGGAGCUCACCGUCUCCACGCACACCGAGGGUGAGGAGAAGAUCCAGGUCCUGCUGAUGGUGGAGGGUGGAAGAACCGUUUACAUCCACGGCUUCAACAAGACGGACUUUGACCUGUGGCACUCGGCCAUCACUCUGGCGGCCGGCACGGACGGCAAAGCCCUCGGCGACCAGCAGCUGACCAAAAAUGGAGUCCCCAUCGCGGUGGACAGCUGCCUCGCCUUCGUCACGCAGUAUGGGUUGUGCCAGGAGGGGAUCUACCAGAGGCCCGGGGAACCUGCUCGAGUGGCCCUCCUCCUGCAGGACUUCACCUGCAACGCCCGCGAUGUGAAGCUGAGGGAGAAGGAGCACCAGCUGGAGGACGUGACGGACACCCUGAAGAGCUUCCUGUCCCAAGGAGAGGACGCACUACUGACCAAGGAGCUCUAUCCCUACUGGGUGUCCACUCUAGACGAGAAGGACGAGAGGCAGCGAGUGAAGAAGUAUUCGACUUUCAUAGAGAGCUUGCCGAAGAUAAACAGGUCGACCCUGGAAGCUCUGCUGCAACAUUUGUACAGGAUUCACCAGUGCUCCCACCUCAACCACAUGCCCAGCGACAAACUGGCCAGCGUUUUCUCCUCCUGCCUGUUCCAGACCCGGGGACAAACCCCGCAGGAGAGCGGCGUGGUCCGGGACCUCAUCAACAACUACAUCCCCCUCUUCAAUGUCAAUGAAGACCAGGUGCAGCAGAUGGAGAGAGAGAAUAGCUUCAUCACACGGUGGAACGAUAAGAAGGACACCACGUUCUCUCCAGCUGGGGACCUGAUCUUCGAGGUGUACCUGGAAAAGAGAGCGCCGGAGAACUGCUGUUUAAUCAAGGUCUCUCCCAGCAUGAGGUCCGCGGAGCUCGUGGAAACCGCGUUGAGCAUGAGGAACGUCCCCUUCAGCGCUGAGGACCUCUGGACCACCUUCGAGGUCAUCGAGAAUGGAGAGCUAGAGCGCCCGUUGCACCACAGUGAGAAGAUCCUGGAGCAGGUGUUGGAGUGGAGCUCCUUGGACUUCCCUAGUUCUGCUUUUCUGGUCAUAAAGAGGUUUGCAGGGGCUAAAGGUGGAGCCGACGGGAAAGACGACCUAAAGCAGGUGGUGAGAGGCGACCCUCUGAAGUUCAAUGACGGCUCCACCAAACUGCUGUCGGGGCACAAGUUCCAGGACAAACACGUCGUGCUGUGUGCAGAGAAGCUGCUGCUCUACAGAGAUAUCAAAAGCACUAAAGCAGAGAAAGCAAUCCCACUCAAAUCUGUGAAAUGUUACCUGGGCCUGAGGAAGAAGCUGAAACCCCCGACCAGCUGGGGCUUCACCAUCUACUCUGACAAACACCAGUGGCAUCUGUGCUGCGAGAAGAGGGAGGCGCAGGUCGGCUGGGUGACGGACAUAAUCAGGAUGAAGUACAGUUCUGACCUCUGCUCAAAGACCGUCAACUCAAAUGACGCUGCAGAUCACAAAUCCUCCAGAGGGGGCGCUGUGGCUGAGGUCCGCAAGGUUUCACCUCACAACCUUAAUUCCAGGAAACCGCAGAUCGACAGGAAGCCGUCUCUCGCUGGAGGCAACCAGGUCGCUUCAGAGGAGGCCGGUCCUCACAAGAGCGCCAAAGCCAACUGCCCGAAGCCUAAUCACCUCCUCAAGCCCCUGGACGCACUGCCCCCCCGACCCUCUGUGAACGCCGGGCAACCUCCGCGGCAUCAUUCUCCGUCCCCGGCCAGGCAACAGCCGCCCCUGCCUCUGCCUCUACCCCCCAAGGGCGUCUGUAAGACCGUUAAAAGGCCGUCUCUGGGCGCGGAGGGCAUGCUGCCGUCCAAUCUGCUGAGUGAGCUGAACUCGGUGCUGAACAAGACGGGCCGCGGGGCGAGGAGCGGCGAGCGGCCGGAGGAGAAGUGAGCAGGAGAUGGAAAAAGCACUUUAGUGAUCGGCCGUGGAAACAUUACAGGCCCGAGAGCGGAAAGGGGAAGGUGUUAGAGACUGAUGAAUGCAGAUGGAGAUGAGGGUGAGUUGCUUUCAUCCAGGUGUGGGGGGGGGAUCAUAGCCUGAAGACGGCUUUGGAGCUCAGAUGUAUAUAUAUAUAUAUAUAUAUAUAUACUGAUGCACGAGGGGAUGUGAGAGGAACCAGGUGCAGGUCAGGGAGACCUCAGCUGGACACGGCGCUGACCCAAGCACUACAACACCUGAUUUGUUCACCACUCUUCUAACGUGUGAGAUAAACACGUCCUGCCGCCAGAACUCAGAAGUUUCCACACGCCUGCUCCGCUCUUCUACUUCUCCAGGGUCUAUUUAAAACAAAAAACUAUUUUAUCCUCUUGUUUGACUCUUAAGGGAAAUCGUGUACCUUUAUUUUCUUAUUAGCACUUAUGCUGCAAAAGCUGUUUCAUGGAGUUGCACAUGUUAAAUAUAUAUCUGUUGUAUGUUUCAUUUUUAAUCGUAGUAAAGCGGUCCAACAUUAACACACACAAUUAAAACGUGUGGAAUAGUGCCGUGAAAAUCUAAUUCAAAAUAGAUGAGCUGGUUUUAGAGCCCACUUUCCCAUUAACAGUAUUUCAGACAUGACAUGCUGGGCAACUUCCUGUGUAAUUAUUUAUUUGUAAUAUUGUGUUGUCUUUGUAGCCGUUGUAGGACCUUUUAGCUUUAAGCUGUAUUUUUUUUAAACAUAAGACGUAUCAAAGUAAUUUUUAUGUACAGGAUGAAUAUGUUAAUAAACAUGAAAUAUGCUUUAAA
This is a messenger RNA of Platichthys flesus (European flounder), 6008 nucleotides long. RefSeq names its product ArfGAP with RhoGAP domain, ankyrin repeat and PH domain 2 (gene arap2). Lineage: Eukaryota; Metazoa; Chordata; Actinopteri; Pleuronectiformes; Pleuronectidae. Gene Ontology annotation, molecular function: protein binding; GTPase activator activity. The record is from RefSeq and is a predicted model, not a curated record. The coding region runs from base 162 to 5177 and encodes 1671 amino acids. The transcript has 33 exons. Gene Ontology annotation, biological process: signal transduction.